AGGAGCGAGAGGUCGAGAAGGAUCUGGGAGAGAUCCUGGAGGCCACCUUGAAGCUCCAGGAGACCGAGAAGGGCGAUCCGGAGAUUCUACCCGACCCCGAAAAGAAUCCUGAUCCUUGCAGUGAAGGUUCUUCAAAUAAAUCUGCAUAAAAGCAAGGUCGCCUCUGCCGAGCUCCUCCUCAAUUUAGAGAGGAUCGGCUACGAUGCGGCGUUAGUCCAGGAGCCAUGGAUAGCGUCGGGAAACGUGGUAGCUGGACUAAAGUCGCAAACUUACUAUACGCACAUCCCGAGUGCAACAAACAGGAUGAUCUGACGGUGGUAGCUGUGAAGGAUGGCAAGGAUGACACAAUACUCCUUGCAUCUUGUUACAUGCCUCACGACGAGGAGGCGCCACCAAACGAGCUCCGGAGGUUGGUGGGAGAGGCCGAGAAGGCGAAACGCCCACUCAUCAUAGGCGCGGAUGCCAAUGCGCACAACACAGUAUGGGGGAGUGGAGAUACCAACGAAAGGGAAAAUGACGCAGACCAGUUUAAUAUGGUUAAAUGUGUAGGAUGGAAGGCAUGUCAGAAUCCGAUCAAAUAUUGA
Messenger RNA from Rhagoletis pomonella (apple maggot), 584 nucleotides. RefSeq lists its product as uncharacterized. Bases 225 to 584 code for a protein of 119 amino acids. NCBI's taxonomy places the organism in Eukaryota, Metazoa, Arthropoda, Insecta, Diptera, Tephritidae. Gene Ontology annotation, molecular function: catalytic activity. The record is from RefSeq and is a predicted model, not a curated record. The transcript has 3 exons.